Aspergillus tubingensis is the source of this 723-nucleotide messenger RNA. Its product is annotated as autophagy-related protein 27 family protein. The coding region runs from base 1 to 723 and encodes 240 amino acids. The record is from RefSeq and is a predicted model, not a curated record. Lineage: Eukaryota; Fungi; Ascomycota; Eurotiomycetes; Eurotiales; Aspergillaceae. The transcript has a single exon.
AUGAAACCCAAAAAAGAAGACAAAGAUCCCACCACCCCAGCCUCCACCUUCCUCCAGACAGAACUCUACCACACAGCCUCACAACCAGGCCUCCGCUCCCUCCCACCCAGUCCCUCCCGCGACUUCCUCACCCUAACCUGGGGUCCAAUAAUCUACCUAACGACCUACACUCCUUCCUCCUCCCACAAUCUCCUCUCCCGCUUCCUGCAAUCCCUCAACUCCGAAAUCCACCACGCCAUUCGGCGCGUCCUGCCGGGGAAUCCUUCCCAAACUCGACUUUUAGAAUCCAGCUACGCGGCGAAGGUCUUCAGCGGGGAGAAGCUGUAUGGGGAUAAGAGCGUCGAGGAGAUAAGACGGGUGUUUCAUGAUUGGAAGAGAGUGGAAUUGGCGUUGCCGGCGGUGGAGUUACCUGUGAGGUUGAGGGUGUGUUUGGUUGUUGAUAAGGGGGUUUUGGAGAGGUUUGGGAGGUUGGUUGAUGGGGAUGGGGAUGGGGAUGGGAGGGGAGGGGAUUGUUGUCCGGUUAUUAUGGUGGAGGAGAACUUUCCUGAUAUUAGGCGGAGGGAUUCGAAUCCGGCUGAUGAGGGGUUUCCGGGCUGGACGUGGGUGGCUUUAAGGGCGGUGGUGGAGGUGUACGAUGGGUUGAGGGGGGCUGGGGGGUUGAGGAAGUAUCAUCGUGAGGGGGAGGUGUAUUUGGGGGAUGGGAGGUGGGGGGAGUUGGGGUAG